GCAGCGCGGCCGCCGGAAGUGUCGCGCGGCGUUGUGCGACCGGCUGUGUGCUGAGUGGGGCCUGGACCCGGAGCGUUACCGCUAUGUCGAUCGAAAUCGAGUCUUCCGAUGUGAUCCGACUAAUCAUGCAGUACUUGAAGGAGAACAGUUUACAUCGGGCACUGGCCACCUUACAGGAGGAAACUACUGUCUCUCUGAAUACUGUGGACAGCAUUGAAAGUUUCGUGGCUGAUAUUAAUAGUGGCCAUUGGGAUACUGUUUUACAGGCUAUACAGUCUCUGAAAUUGCCAGACAAAACCCUUAUUGAUCUCUAUGAACAGGUUGUUUUGGAAUUGAUAGAGCUUCGUGAAUUGGGUGCUGCCAGGUCACUUCUGAGACAGACUGACCCCAUGAUUAUGUUAAAGCAAACACAACCAGAGCGCUAUAUUCAUCUGGAAAACCUCUUAGCUAGAUCUUACUUUGAUCCUCGUGAGGCAUAUCCAGAUGGAAGUAGCAAAGAGAAAAGGAGAGCAGCGAUUGCCCAGGCUUUAGCUGGGGAAGUCAGCGUGGUGCCACCUUCUCGUCUCAUGGCAUUGCUGGGACAGGCAUUGAAGUGGCAGCAGCACCAGGGAUUGCUUCCUCCUGGUAUGACCAUCGAUUUGUUUCGAGGCAAGGCAGCUGUCAAAGAUGUGGAAGAAGAGAAGUUUCCAACACAGUUGAGCAGGCAUAUUAAGUUUGGACAGAAGUCCCACGUGGAGUGUGCUCGGUUCUCUCCAGAUGGUCAGUAUCUGGUCACUGGCUCUGUUGAUGGAUUUAUUGAGGUGUGGAACUUCACUACAGGGAAAAUCAGGAAGGAUCUGAAGUACCAGGCCCAGGAUAACUUCAUGAUGAUGGAUGAUGCUGUUCUCUGCAUGUGUUUCAGCAGAGAUACUGAAAUGUUAGCAACUGGGGCCCAAGAUGGAAAGAUCAAGGUUUGGAAGAUUCAGAGUGGACAGUGUUUGAGAAGAUUUGAAAGGGCACAUAGUAAAGGUGUCACCUGUCUAAGCUUUUCCAAGGACAGCAGUCAGAUCCUCAGUGCUUCUUUUGACCAGACAAUACGAAUUCAUGGUUUAAAAUCUGGAAAAACCCUGAAGGAAUUUCGAGGCCAUUCCUCCUUUGUUAAUGAAGCAACGUUUACACAGGAUGGACAUUACAUUAUCAGUGCGUCCUCUGAUGGCACUGUGAAGAUCUGGAAUAUGAAGACCACAGAAUGCUCAAAUACCUUUAAGUCCCUGGGCAGUACUGCAGGGACAGAUAUUACAGUCAACAGUGUGAUUCUGCUUCCUAAAAACCCAGAGCACUUCGUUGUGUGUAACCGAUCGAACACAGUGGUCAUCAUGAACAUGCAGGGCCAGAUCGUCAGAAGCUUCAGUUCUGGUAAAAGAGAGGGUGGUGACUUUGUUUGCUGUGCCUUGUCCCCUCGUGGCGAGUGGAUCUACUGUGUUGGGGAGGACUUUGUGCUCUACUGCUUCAGCACAGUCACUGGCAAGCUGGAGAGAACGCUGACGGUUCAUGAGAAGGAUGUGAUUGGAAUCGCACACCACCCGCACCAGAAUUUGAUUGCCACCUACAGUGAAGAUGGCCUCCUGAAGCUCUGGAAACCCUAAGUCAGCCUUUACGGUGCAGCCCAGGAGCAUGUACUUAAGUGCAGGGCAUGGCCAUGUAUUCCGACUACUUUUCCAUGUCUGCGUCCUAGCAUAAAACUUGUAAAUAAGUCAGUGUGAUGUAUUGAGGAGCUUCGGAUUGAUUCUUUUAAAAAGAUUUUAAUAAACUUAAACCUUUCUUUACCAUAAGUGCUCAUAAGGGGGAGGGAGAGUCGCUAUCCUUGAUCCUCCAGUCUGGUAGUGAGUGUAAAACAGACUAAUAUGAAACAGGCUUGGUGACACACACAGAUUCUAAUUAGUAUUUCAGAAAAAGUUUUUCUUCUAGAAAUAUCAGUAUUUCAAAUCUUUGGUAGAUUAGUGAAAACAUUAGUGACUACCCCAGUUAAAAACAGAUAAACUAAUGAUGCCUUUAAGAUGCUUUAAAUGGUAACUUCCUUAAACAGGAAUUUUCAUAAAAUUAUUGUGGCUCAGUCAGACAAUAUAUUUGCUUAGGAAGGCAGACAUGAAAAAGUUUUUGCUCUCUUGUCAGCCUCCUCAUUCUGCUCUUUAUGUUCAGCCCUGCUCUUGUAUUCCAGUUUGAACAAGUUAGAGGGUUUAUGGGAUUUGAUGCUUGGGUGCCUUUCUUUCCUAUGUAGAGGAGGAUUUAAUACUGAAAAUGUACUGUUGUAAAGAAAAACUAGAAAAGCACUCCAGUCUCUUAUGUAUAUAUUUUUUAGUGAACUAAAGAAAAACUGUUCUGUCAACAAAAUCCUUGAAAAUAGGUUCCAUGUUGAUGUCCUUUACAUUUAAACCAAGGCUACAGAGAGAGCAUUUAUAAUGAGCAUACUAUGCUAGGCUGUAUCAAGAAAGGCUGUCUUCUCCUAGGCUUAAAAAUUUUAAGGAUUAUUUAUGCAUGUGAGUGCACUGUUGCUGUCUUUAGACACACCAGAAGAGGACAUUGGAUCCAUUACAGAUGGUUGUGGUUGCUGGGAUUUGAACUUAGGACCUUUGGAAGAGCAAUCACUGCUCUUAAUCACUGAGCCAUCUUUCCAGCCUUCUCCUAGGCUUUUUAUUGAGAAAGUCAUUACCAAAUUUCACAUUUGGGGCUGGGGCUGUAGCUCUCUCGAUUGCAUGCAUGUUUUGGUUUGAUUGGCAGUUGGGGGGGGGGGCGGAAACAGGAAGACCAAAAUUUCAAGGUAGCUCUAUAGUAAGUUCAAGGCCAGCCUGGUCUACAAAUAAGGACAGCCAGGCUGUUAACACAGAGAAACUGGUCUUAAAAAUCCAAAAGAAAAAAAAAGUUUUAAGAUCAAUCUGGUCUGUACAGGGAGCCCUUGUCCUUGUCUGCCCCCAAGAGUCAGAGCUUGGCAAAUUAGACAUACGCCUUUAAUUGCAGCACUUGCAAAGUUGAGGCACAAUCAGUUUUAAGACCAGCUAGGGCUGCAUUGUAAGAUCUUGUCUCAAAACAAAACAGGAACUAUACAAUGUGGUAUUCCAGUAAGCUAAGUAUGGGACAAACUAGUAGUGUUUUUAGUUGCUGGUAUAGCUAUGUACCACUAUACUUGGGAAAGUCUUAGAAGACCACCUUGUUCAUUCUUCAGCAAUAUUUGGAAGGAACCUCUAAAAGACUGACCUUUCUUAAGCCCCACAUAGCUUCAGCUGAGGGACCCUCCUA
Molecule: messenger RNA, 3273 nt
Organism: Mus musculus (house mouse)
Lineage: Eukaryota; Metazoa; Chordata; Mammalia; Rodentia; Muridae
Gene: Smu1
Product: smu-1 suppressor of mec-8 and unc-52 homolog (C. elegans)
Exons: 12
Coding region: 84-1625 (513 amino acids)
Biological process (GO): mRNA splicing, via spliceosome
Cellular component (GO): cytoplasm; U2-type precatalytic spliceosome; nucleus
Source: RefSeq, marked validated